Messenger RNA from Aspergillus pseudonomiae, 1668 nucleotides. RefSeq names its product aminotransferase-like domain-containing protein. The transcript is spliced from 3 exons. The record is from RefSeq and is a predicted model, not a curated record. Gene Ontology annotation, molecular function: pyridoxal phosphate binding; L-2-aminoadipate:2-oxoglutarate transaminase activity. NCBI's taxonomy places the organism in Eukaryota, Fungi, Ascomycota, Eurotiomycetes, Eurotiales, Aspergillaceae. Gene Ontology annotation, biological process: biosynthetic process. Bases 137 to 1450 code for a protein of 437 amino acids.
AUACGGAGUACCAAGGCUGCAAACAAACGAGUACCACCGGGUCAUGCACGGUUGUCAUUGAUAGGCUACCGGAAGAUCACGUUGCUACCUUAUUACCCACAUUCACUAGGUACUGUGCAUCAGAUACCCUUACCUGAUGGAUUCUCCAGAUGAGGUCAACCUGUUUCGUGGCUGGCCGAACCCCGCCUUGCUGCCCACAGACGCCUUAGCUGAGGCCUCCGCCACAGUCCUGGCUUCACCAACCAUCCGAGUUCCGGCUUUAAUGUAUGGUCCCGAUGAGGGUUACCAACCGUUGCGAGAACACCUUGCCCAAUGGUUGACGGGUUUCUACCAACCCCGCCAUCCUGUCUCUGCCGAGCGCAUCUGUAUAACGGGCGGUGCCAGUCAAAACCUGGCUUGUAUCUUGCAAGUCUUCACGGAUCCCUCAUAUACAAGAAAUGUCUGGAUGGUGGCCCCCACCUAUUUCUUAGCAUGUCGGAUAAUGGACGAUGCUGGGUUUGCUGGCCGCUUGAGGGCGGUACCCCAUGAUGAAUUAGGUCUAGAUCUUGCAUUUCUCCGUCAAGAAUUGGUUAAGGCCGAGGAGAAGGCUCGAGCUGAGCGGCGUCUUGAACCGAAAUAUAAACUACCGAGACCAUGGGCCAAAGUUUAUAAACAUCUUAUCUAUGCCACGCCGACAUUUUCCAACCCGACAACAUUGACAAUGUCUUUGUCGGAUCGGGAGGGCUUGGUCCGUCUCGCGAGAGAAUUUGAUGCUCUGAUUGUGACAGAUGACGUUUAUGAUUUUCUACAAUGGUCACCUGAUCCAGAAAAACCGCUAGCACAGCCUGACAAGGCUCAGAUCCCCCGUGUGGUAGACGUGGAUCGUUACCUUGAUGGUGGCCCUAAGGAUGAGUGGGGCAACGUGGUAAGUAAUGGAAGCUUUAGCAAGCUAAUCGGACCUGGCGCAAGAACUGGAUGGGCAGAGGGCACCGAAAAAUUCGCCUAUGGUCUGUCGCAAACAGGCUCCUCACGGUCAGGAGGCGCGCCAUCCCAGUUUUCGGCUGCCAUUAUCGCUCAACUGUUCCCCACGGGGUUCAUCCAAACCUAUGUCGACCAGGUCUUGCGACCCAAAUAUGCAGAGCGCUACUAUCGUCUAAUGUCUGCCGUCCGUGAGCACCUUCUUCCCCUUGGUGUUACGCUUCCAUCCACGUCGCCAGAGGUUGUGGGAGGGUACUUUGUUUGGAUCCAACUGCCCCCGCCACUACAGUCGGAUGAUAUUGCGACCGUAGCACUUCAAGAGUAUAAGGUGAAUGUUAUUGCUGGUAAUCGAUUCCGUGUUCAGGGCGACCCCGACACUACCAGAAACAGUUUUGACAGAGGCAUACGCCUCUGUUUUGCCUGGGAUCAUGAGGAGAAGUUAGCGGAAGGGGUGCGUCGACUUGCAUGCGCUAUACGCUCCGCACUUAAAUAAGCUCUUGAUCACCUUGAUCAUCAGAUCACGCGAGGGGACAGAUGCCUCGAGAUUUCAGGGUCGCAACAACCAAGGGUGAGCGGCGGCUCGAUCCGCUCCGGCCCUUGGGCAGACAUCUUUUGGGUACUCGAUGUGGUUGCGUAGCGGUCAUUGGUGCCAAGAAGGGGUUGUGCCAAUUAGCAAGUGAGGAUAGAUUGCCUGGGGUGUCGCUAGGCGCC